UUAUUGUAAUGUGUUUAAAUGACGUUCUACAUUUUUAUGACAGUUAAUAAUGUAAAACAAGCACCAUACAGGAAGUCAGUUCAACUCCCUAGUAUGCUGCAUGUGAUGAAAUGGUGAGUAGGUUUGUCUUAUUUUAGUUUGAUUGUAUAGUAUCUGAAUUUGAUUUUUUUUUUUUUUACAGAUAUCUGACAGUUAUGAAUGUAAAACAAGCGGCAUGCAAGAAGUCAGUUCAGAUUCCUAAUAUGCUGCAUGUGAUGAAAGAAAGACAGACGUGUUUUAUUGGAUGUGUGCUUGUUGAGCCUGAGGGAUGAAUCACUCGUCACCAAGGACGAAGCUGCAGGAUGGAUGAUGACAAGAUCUCCAACAAAGGUCACAUCGCCUUUUUCUCCAAUGCACUGAAGUUUAAUCAUUUACAAGAUGGUCCCAACAUUCUGUUUGCUGUCUUUUAACGCACUCUUCCUUCAUCGACUCAUUCCUUUACCUCCCCAUGGAGAAACUACCAUUGUGCUUCUUCUAGACAGACAUUGACCUGGAUGACUGAUUGGAGAAGCAACAUACACCCGAACUGCUCAAAGAAGUUGGUCCCCACCACUCCACACAUUUUACACCCUGAGCAUCAUGGAGGAAGCCACUAGAGGCUGCACUGGCUGUGACACCCAUGUGGCAGAUCAAUGAGGGGAGAGCGAAAGAGAGAGAGAAUAGAACAAGAAAUCAAUGGAAAAAAGGGAAAAUAAAUAAGAUGGUAAGAUAGCAUCUGUCAGGUCUCCUCAGCGGGAGGGAGUGACGGAGUGAAGAGGUAGUCGGAGCCAGCAACUGACUUAGAGAGGAGGGGAGACGGAGAGGAGAGAGAGAGAGAGAGAGAGAGAGAGAGAUAGAGAGAGAGAGAGAGAGAGAGAGAGUGGAGCAUCCUUCUGUAUUUGUCCUCACAUUCCCCACUGCAGCUGAGCCACGGAGAGGGGAGCGUGCAUCUGACUGAGCCCAGUGCAACCAGCAAGGACCACCAGCACCUGCAGCAGGCUGAGACAUCAACGCACCGAGCUGCACGGGGAAGGCGUCCUUCAAGCAGUCAGACCCAGACUGAAAAGAGAAACACACCACAGGGACAUUGGAAGCUUUCUGCAAGUCACAUCAGAGCAGGUUGACAGCGUGGUGAAAGAAAUAGGGAGCAUCCCGGAUGAUCAUUAAGUUGGUGACAGCAAUAACCGCGUAGACAAAUACAACAAGAACAAGCUUUUUCACAAGUUGACGUUUUCAAGGUGCGCAGCUGUGGACUGGCAACCAGACAACAAAAUACUUGCACAAAAGGUGUGACGAGAGUGAACCGUUGAGGUUUGUCCCCAGCAUGCACCUGGCUCAGAAGCAUCGCAGGGCCACUGUGCCAACAUCAGACUGCUUCCUGGCUUUUGCUCUCUUUCUGGCUCUACAGGUUGCUGCUCACGCAGCACCAUCCGGAGACAACGAGCUGGUCAGAACAACGCGAGUGAGGAGACAGAUCCCAGAUGGGGAUACCUCGGGCCCCGUGUCCAACCAGACCAUGAAGGAGCAACCUUUGGUCUUCAACCAUGUCUAUAACAUCAACGUACCUGUGGAGUCUCUUUGCUCGGUCGACCUUGCUGCGUCUGCUCCGCCGGGACCCGGAGGAGACCCCCGUGCUGAGCUAGGGUCCAGAGCCUCUGUAGAGGGACCACUGGACCCAGUUGGGCCGACAGAGUACAUUGAACAGACAAUGGAUGCUGACAGCCAGGUAACAUUUACUCAUCGCAUCCACAUCCCAAAAUCGGCGUGUGGUUGUGCGGCGACGGUCACAAUCCAACAGCUGGCCACAAGGAUGGAGAUGCUGGAGAGAGAAGUGUCUAUGCUGCGGGCUCAAUGUGGAAACGGUUGCUGCGGAGAGAACCCAUCCAUUGCCCGUUUUGACUAUUUCCCAGGAUGCAACGGCCACGGCAGCUUCAGCCUGGACAUUUGCGGCUGCAUAUGCGACGAAGGCUGGACCGGCAAAAACUGCUCAGAACCCCGUUGCCAGGAUGACUGCUCCGGCCAGGGUGUGUGCAUCGAUGGCGAGUGUGUGUGUGACCGUGACUUUUCAGGCGAAAACUGCUCCGAGCUGCGCUGUCCCGCCGACUGCUCGGGCCGCGGCCUGUGCAUCGACGGGGAGUGCGUGUGUGAGGACUCCUUCUCCGGAGAGGACUGCAUGGUCGGGAGGUGCGUGAACGACUGCUCAGACCAGGGGCUGUGCGUGAACGGGACGUGCCAGUGCCGGCCCGGGUAUGUGGGGGAGGACUGCUCGAUGGUGUACUGUGCCAACAACUGCAGCAAGAAGGGAAUCUGCAAGGAGGGCUUCUGUGUGUGCCAGGAUGGCUUUGCUGGAGAUGACUGCAACUCGGUGGCCCCUGCCAUGAACCUGAAGGUCCGAGAGGUAACAGAUACAGCCAUCGAGCUGGAAUGGGAAGGUUCUGUGGUUCUAACAGAUUUCCUCGUGACCUACACACCAAGCAGUCCAGGAGGAGUCCAACUAGAACUGCGGAUGCCGGGGAAUACCUCCUCCUGCACCAUCUCAGACCUAGACGCGGGUCUGGAGUACAACAUCAACGUGUUUGCGGUCAUUAACAACAGCAUCAGUGCCCCUGCCAGUAUUACCGUCACAACCUACCUCUCCAAUCCGGUGGGUUUAGUCUUCAAAUCCAUCACAGAGACGUCAGUGGAGGUCCAGUGGCAACCUUUCUACAAUUCCUUCGAUGGCUGGGAGAUCAGCUUUAUUCCCAAGGACAACGAUGGUGGGAUGACUGCCCAGCUGCCCAGCACCAUCACCUCCUUCGUGGAAACUGGUCUGAGACCAGGGGAGGAGUACACAGUCAAUCUGGUGGCGCUCAGAGACCAGGGUCGAAGUCAGCCUUUUACUGCUACUGUCUCAACACUGAUCGAUGGCCCCACUGAGCUGGUGGUGCGCGAUGUGUCCGACACCGUCGCCUUCUUAGAGUGGACCCCGCCAAAAGCCAAGAUUGAUCAGAUUAUGCUGCGUUACGGCCUCGUGGGAGGGGAGGGUCCGCGGACUACAUUCCGCCUCCAGCCCACGCAGAGCCAGUACACCCUGCAGGUCCUGCGACCCGGCUUACGUUACGAGGUGUCUGUGAGCGGCGUGAGGGACGGGAACGCCAGUGGAUCAAUUUCCAUCGAAUUUACUACCGAGAUCGAUACCCCCAAGAACCUGCGGCUCCUCUCCAAGACCUCCACCACGCUGGAGCUGGAAUGGGAUAACAGUGAGGCACAGGUGGAUGCCUACCAGGUGGUGUACAGCACAUUGGCAGGUGAUCAAUAUGAAAAAGUCAUUGUUCCAAGAAAUGAAGGAGCCACCACAAAGACCACUCUCACCGAACUGCUGCCCGGCACGGAGUAUGGUAUUGGCAUUUCCGCCAUGAGAGGCAACAAUCAGAGCACAUCAGCUACUAUGAAUGCCAGAACGGGUCUGGAUGUUCCCAUGGAUCUAACUGUAACAGCAUCUACAGACAACACCAUCACCCUUGUGUGGGGCAUGGUACAGGGUCCCAUUGACUUCUACAAAGUCACCUUCACAUCCUCCUCGGGCGUGUCUACCGAGCUGACCGUGCCUAAAAAUGAAAUCACCACCACUCUGACGGACCUGGAGCCCGGGACGGAAUACACCAUCACAGUGGCAGCCAGGAGAGGACGACAACAGAGCAACGUGGCAACCAUUGAUGCCUUCACAGGGAUCAGGCCCGUCUCUCAUCUAUAUUUAUCUGAGGUGACCUCCGACUCAGUGCUGGUGGCGUGGAGCUCCCCGGCGCCGCCCGCCGACGUUUUCAUCCUCAGUUACAGCUCCGCCGAUGGAACCGACACCUCUAAGGUGACCCUGGACGGCUCCAAGACCAGGUCGAUGGUGCAGGGGCUUCUGCCCUCCACUCAGUACGACGUCAGCCUGAUUACAAUACAGGGAGACGUUACCUCUGAGCCAGUUACCGCAUCACUUAUGACAGGUAUGGACCCACCCAAACAGAUGACGGUGUCCGCCGUGGCCGAGGACACAGUGACCGUUUCAUGGAUCAAACCGCUGGCUCCAUUUGAGUACUACAAGCUGUCCUAUCAGUCAGCCAGAGGUCGAGUGGACAGCGUGGUGAUUGACAGCGACGUGACCAACUACACUUUGUCUAGUCUGUUCCCCGCUACUGAAUAUGAGAUCAGUCUGAAUGCUGUCAGGGGGAGCCAAGAAAGCAAAAUGGUCACCGCCUCAGUCUUCACAGCCAUGGACAUGCCAUCAGAGUUGACCGCACUCAACAUCACGCCACAAGGAGCCCUGCUGAGGUGGAACCCCCCUCUCUCCAACGUUGACAACUAUGUAAUAACGCUCACACACAACCAAGUGACAGCAGAUACCUUCCUGGUGGAGGGCAACAAGCAGGAGCACCAGCUGUCCAACCUGAAGCCCAGCACGUCCUACUCGGUAGCCCUCUAUGCCACCAAGGGACCCCUCACCAGUGGCACUGUCAUCGCCAACCUCCAAACACCCAUCGACACCCCUCUGAACCUGACAGCCAGCGAAGUGAAUCACCGCAGUGCUCUCAUCUCCUGGCAACCGCCCGCCUCGGAAAUUGACAACUACAUGCUCACGUACAAGUCAUCUGAUGGCAACCGUAAAGAGUUGAUCCUCGACUCAGAAGACACGUGGAUUCGUCUGGAGGGGCUGGCUGAGACCACCGAGUUCACUGUCAAGCUGCAGGCGGCAAGAGGCCUUGACACCAGCGCUGUCGUCUCCACCACCUUCAUCACAGGGAGUCGUCUGUUUGCAACGCCUCAGAAUUGUGCCCAGCACCUGCUGAACGGCGAGACGCUGAGCGGCAUCUACACCAUUUACAUCAACAGGGACCCCAGCCAGGGUGUGCAGGUGUACUGUGACAUGGGCACGGACGAAGGAGGCUGGAUUGUUUUUCAGCGACGUCAGAACGGCCUUACAGAUUUUUCCAGGAAGUGGAGUGACUAUCGAGUCGGUUUUGGGAACCUGGAGGAUGAAUUCUGGCUAGGUUUAGACAACAUCCAGAGGAUUACCGCUCAAGGCCGCUAUGAGCUGAGGAUCGAUAUGAAGGACGGACAGGAUUCGGUCUACGCCAACUAUGAUAAAUUCUCCCUGGGUGAUGCCAGAAACCUGUACAAGCUCAGGAUCGGCGAGUACAACGGCACUGCUGGUGACUCUCUGAGCUACCACCAGGGACGACCCUUCUCCACAAAAGACAGGGACAACGACAUCGCCGUCACUAACUGUGCCUUGUCCUACAAAGGAGCCUGGUGGUACAAGAACUGCCACCGAGCCAACCUCAACGGCAAAUACGGCGAGUCCAGACAUAGUCAGGGUAUCAACUGGUACCACUGGAAAGGACACGAGUUCUCCAUCCCUUUUGUGGAGAUGAAGAUGAGGCCGUUCAACUACCGCAGCAUCAGCAGCAAGAGGAGGCGGUCGGUGCCCGUUUAAGCUGUUGCUUAGAGACGGACGGAGUUUGGUAAUGCUUUGCUAAACAAGUCCUGAUCAGGAGGCAAUAAAGUCAAUUUAGCGAAGGAUCUGGUAACGGCCGCACGCAUCCGACAAGAGCUGUCUUUCCCUGCUGUAUACCUCCUCCCGGGAGUUAAAGACACUGUAUGUAAUUUAUUCAUUGCUUUGAAUGACAAUUCUUGUUUUUUUUUCUGUAUAAAAAACAUGACAAAAAAAAAAAAGACAAAAAGCAAAGCUAGGAUGCCCUAUUUUAACCAAUAACACUUUGAACAACAACUCUAUUGUAAAUGCCCCCAAAAGCCCACUACUGUAAAAUAUAUAUAUUUUUAUAACUGAUAGUGUGGCAAAGCGCCAUCUUAUUUCUUUAUGAUGACGUUCAUAGAAAGCCCCUUUUACACUGACUGUGUUCAGAACCAUCCAUGCAGUAUUCCUACUUCAGGCAUCAGAGCCGUAACAGAGCAGGACAGGGCCUGCAACAAGUGUGGGGAUUGAAGCAAAUGUCAUCUACAGAAUAUACACUGUAAAAAAUUACCAGGAUUUCACGGCGUUUAAAAACAGUUGGUUUUUUUUUCAAAGUAAAACAUCGUAAUUAGAGAUGUCCGAUAAUAUCGGACUGCCGAUAUUAUCGGCCGAUAAAUGCUUUAAAAUAUGAUAUCGGAAAUUAUCGGUAUUGGUUUCAAAAAGUAAAAUGUAUGACUUUUUAAUACGCCGCUGUUCGGAGUGGUACACGGACCUAGGGAGAAGUACAGAGCGCCAAUAAACCUUAAAGGCACUGCCUUUAUGCGCCACACUGUGAACCCACACCAAACAAGAAUGACAAACACAUUUCGGGAGAACAUCCGCACUGUAACACAACAUAAACAAUAACAGAACAAAUACCCAGAACCCCUUGCAGCACUAACUCUUCCGGGACGCUACAAUAUACACCCCCCGCUACCCACUACCCCUAGAACCCAGCCCCCCUCAACCUCCUCAUGCUCUCUCAGGGAGAGCAUGUCCCAAAUUCCAAGCUGCUGUUUUGAGGCAUGUUAAAAAAAAAUUAUGCACUUUGUGACUUCAAUAAUAAAUAUGGCAGUGCCAUGUUGGCAUUUUUUUCCAUAACUUGAGUUGAUUUAUUCUGGAAAACCUUGUUACAUUGUUUAAUGCAUCCAGUGGGGCAUCACAACAAAAUUAGGCAUAAUAAUGUGUUAAUUCCACGACUGUAUAUAUCGGUAUCGGUUGAUAUCGGAAUUGGUAAUUAAGAGUUGGACAAUAUCGGAUAUCGGCAAAAAAGCCAUUAUCGGACAUCUCUAAUCGUAAUCGUAAUGUACUGUAACGUUAUAGCAAACGACUUAAAAAAUGACGAUACCCUCCUAUUUCACUGCAAUCAACAGUUAUUUCACAGUAAAAUAUUACUGUGAAAACAAUGCAAUUAUAGAAAAUGAAUUUGCUGUGAAAAUGUUUACAGUGUAUGUUCGUGGGAAGCACAAUGUGUUACGUCUCUCGAUGCCGAAUAUUCCGUGGGAUUUCUGUGUAAAAGAGGCUUGCAGAAUUACAACAUCAAAGUUGGAACUUUGAAGGCAGUUCAACCUUACUUGUUUUAUUUACUGAAUUAUCAUUUGAAGCUUUACUUCCAUGCAUUUCUUGAAAUGGUUGGUCUUUAUUUUUUAAGUUUGUUCCGGCGAUGGUUUGGAUACCAAAGAUGUGGUUGAUGUGCAAAGAGCCCAAACUAUUGCUUCUGUCCAAACUAACCAAAAGAACCACACAAGCAACAAUCGCAACCAUGUUUUGGCGUAAAGUACAGUAUUGACCCAAAUAUAAGACUGUUUUUUGUUCCCUAGAAAACUGUCUAAAAAUAAGGCUGCCUUAUAUUUUGGGCCUGACAAAGACCGAAUUUUACAAAAACCGAAGCAUUUUUUGGGGGGGAAAUUUUGACUAUAAUUCACUAUCCUUAAGUCUUUUUUUUUUUUACAUUCCAACUCGUAAAUAAAUAUGAAUAAAAGUCCACUUACAAUGGAGCCAAUGGUAGCCAUGACGUUAUUGCAUUUAUUUUGACCAUUAAACCCAAUAAAUAACCAUCGAAAAACCGCCAACAAUACUCCAUUAACAAUAUUAACCAAGUAUUAGCUAUAUUGUCGUUAAGGACCUACAUUUAGAGGCACAUUGAUCAGGGAGAGGCAACUUCCUAAUGCUGCUGUAUUGACAUAAUUUUUCAUCUAAAUGGGAAUAUAUGAACAUCCUAACAGUCGGCAUCCUAAUGACAGCAGACCUUGUACAGUAAGUGAUGUUUUAUUAUGUUUGUUGGCUCUCAUGAAGUUUGCGGUGAGUAGUAAUCAGUGAUGUUGUCAAAGGAAAACGCGAACAUAGUGAUGCAUCUAUGAAAUUAAAGUGUCGCUCCAUGCUUAAAAUGAGCAAAAUGCUUAAAAAAUACAUGUUAUUAUAAAUGUGGCUGUAACUACAUUACAUAUAUACUUACAUCAUGUAUAUAAAACCUUAUUGGAGGUGUUUGGAUGUUUUUUUAAGCACUUUAUAAACAGAAUUGAGCGACUCCAAUUGGCUCCAUUGUAAGCGGACUUUUAAACACAUGUAUUUACUAUUUACUAUCUAAAUGCAUUAUAUAUAUACAGUAUAUAUAUGGCGAUGCACACAGCUGAUGUGCCCAAACGAGUUCUCCCCAAGAGGCUGAGCUUUUCUUCUUGUCACUCAGUUUUCUAAAGCAAACUAUAGUAAAUGGCGCGGAACAAAUUCUUCCGAAGAGUCUGAGCUUUUCAAGUCAUCCCACAUUUCAGGGUAUAGAUAGAUAGAUAGAUAGAUAGAUAGAUAGAUAGAUAGAUAGAUAGAUAGAUAGAUAGAUAGAUAGAUAGAUAGAUAGAUAGAUAGAUAGAUAGAUAGAUAGAUAGAUAGAUAGAUAGAUAGAUAGAUAGAUAGUACUUUAUUGAUUCCUUCAGGAGAGUUCCCUCAGGAAAAUUAAAAUUCCAGCAGCAGUGUACAGAAUUGAGAUCAAAUUUAAAAAAGUAAAUAAU
Entelurus aequoreus (snake pipefish) is the source of this 8499-nucleotide messenger RNA. RefSeq names its product tenascin R (restrictin, janusin) (gene tnr). The coding region runs from base 1343 to 5479 and encodes 1378 amino acids. NCBI's taxonomy places the organism in Eukaryota, Metazoa, Chordata, Actinopteri, Syngnathiformes, Syngnathidae. The transcript has 34 exons. The record is from RefSeq and is a predicted model, not a curated record. Gene Ontology annotation, molecular function: protein binding.